This is a messenger RNA of Acromyrmex echinatior (Panamanian leafcutter ant), 1208 nucleotides long. Its product is annotated as solute carrier family 66 member 2. Gene Ontology annotation, cellular component: trans-Golgi network; endosome. The record is from RefSeq and is a predicted model, not a curated record. Gene Ontology annotation, biological process: retrograde transport, endosome to Golgi; phospholipid translocation. Lineage: Eukaryota; Metazoa; Arthropoda; Insecta; Hymenoptera; Formicidae.
AAAUGUCUUGCGGUUGGGAAAUGUAAACGAAAAUAAAAAUAAAUAAAAAUACGCUCUUUGUUUCGAGCUAUAUCGAGCGUAAACAUCGUAUCAAGGGAGAAAUUUGAUAUGAUGCAGUGACAUUUAUUUAUCUCAACGUAUAUUGCGAAUAAAUUGGGCCUAUUAACGUCCAGCUGACAUUUGAAUAUGGAUACAUUUACGUGCUCAUGUGGCACGUAUCAGCGAUAUGACGAUGAAUGGCCGGCUUGUAACCUAAAAACAUCGACGGCGGAGUACGCGGUAUGUUAGAAACGAAGGCCUGUGACGAUGGACGACACAUAUGAGUUGAACCUGAAGAAUCUAGCCGGUUGGAUCGCAUCCUGUGCAUUGAUCUUUGGCGCGGUUGUACCCUAUGUACCGCAAUACAAGGAAAUCAAAAGAAAGGAAGAUGCUGAAGGAUUCUCCCUUUACGUUUGCCUCACUCUCCUGAUUGCCAACACGCUUCGUAUACUAUUCUGGUUUGGCAAGCACUAUGAACUUCCGCUUUUGUUGCAAAGUAUACUUAUGAUUCUGGCAAUGUUUGUUAUGAUUAAACUUUGCAUUAAUGUACAAAACAGAACGCAGAUAAUCAAAGCAAAAGAGCGUGUACUUACAGGCAGCGAAUUUUUAUACUUUGCAGAUUUGGAUGCUAGAUUCUUUUGGAAGUGGACAGAUUUCAAGUCCUACUUGGGUUUCAUGGUUCUGUUCGCUGGCACAGGUGGUGUGAUAACAUAUUUAUUUCUGGAUAUACCAAUAUUUAUUGAAAUUGUUGGAUUCUUAGCAGUAUUGAUAGAAGCUAUGCUAGGAAUCCCUCAAUUUCUUCGCAAUUCGUCGAACAAGUCGACUGUAGGAAUGAGUAUAGCAAUGGUGGCAAUGUGGACCGUAGGAGAUAUUUUCAAAACGUGUUACUUUAUUUUGAGAGAUACCCCCAUGCAAUUUCAGGUGUGCGGUGCCAUUCAAGUCACAAUCGAUGUUGCCAUUUUAGCACAAGUAUACCUUUACAAGACUAAUAAUAAUGUACAUACAAGAGCUCCAACGAGAGCGGAUUGAAGAUCAUUUUGCUGUCGCUGUCUAUUGAAAACAGAACUUUCCGAACAACAAUAAUACUUCGCCUAAGUCUAAAUAUACAGAUUUUUAACUUUUUAAUAGUGAUCUAGUGAAAUAUAAAAAGAAAUUAUAUUUUUAUAUUG